AUUAGGCUCAGUAACGACGCGUUCGUGCUUCGAGCCCCGAUAUUAUUUCGUCGCGUUGUGUAAUACCGCUUCUAUAAGUGUAAUGAACUACUUGCUUUACAUUCCAUACUGUAUCCCUCGACGCUUACUUUGACGACGCGUCGUCGGCCGGCGCAACGGGCGGGCACGGAGGUUCCCCGGUUUGGCAUUCCCAAAAUUUGGGCAAUUAUGGAAAGAAGCGCGCGGCCAUCGUCGUCGACCGUCAUGUCUGAGCCAUCCCCUCUAAAACCUGAGGCGUCCUCCUCGUCCUCCCCUUUUCCUGUCUUGUCAACGGGCUCAUCAUUCUCCAACCUUUACAACCGUUUCUCGACAUGGCGCAAGUCCCUUGACCUGCCUAACCCUGGCACUAUCGAGAACCUCACAAAAGAAGUCAAGUCUACCCACUUGACAAACUUCUUUUUCGAUGGAGGACGUGCUGAUUUGACAAAGGCGUUGUCUGCGAACCCGGCUUUCCAGGUGACACACUCCUUUGCUUUGGGCUCGCAAACACAACCACCGUCAUACAACUUUGGAGCUGUCUUUGCAAACAACAAUGUCUUCCUUCAAGGAGGUAUGGACAAUGAGGGCAAUCUCAACUUGCGAGCGAACCAGGGCUGGACUGAGAACAACGUGACGAAGGUUCAAGGCCAGAUCUCAUCGCAAGUUGGCCACAGUAUGCUCCAAUUUGAACACGACUACCAGGGUCGGGAUUACACGCUCAACUUCAAAGCCAUUAACCCCCACCCAGCCGACUGGAGCGGUAUCUACAUCGGUGGCAUCCUCCAAUCCAUCACAAAAAACCUCGCCUUAGGUGUCGAGUCCGUCUACCAACGACCAGACCCUACGAUGUCCGAGGUUGGCCUCUCGUACUUGGCCAAGUACACCAGCUCAGAUAAGAACUGGAUUGCUACCGCGCAAGCGCAAUCUGGGGGCGUCUUGCAGGCAACGUAUUGGCAAAAACUGAGCGAGAAGAUCGAGGUAGCUGCUGAUUUGCAAAUGAUCGCUGGAGCUACGAGGAGAGAUGCAAUCGCAACAUUGGGCGCCAAGUAUGAUUUGAGGAUGUCGACUUUCAGGGCUCAGCUGGAUUCGACGGGUAAGGUGUCGGCGUUGCUUGAGCAGCGUUUCGCACCUACGUUCUCAUUCAUGGUCUCGGGGGAGAUCGACCACUUCAAGAACGCUGCUAAGGUCGGCGUCGGUGUGAUGAUCGAGAGCUCGUCGUUGACCCCCGAGGAGAUGGGCAUGACUCCCGCUGACCUAAUUGCAUGUUAUAUGCAUAUCGCACUGCUCAUCCCCCCUGUUGUCAUGCCAGCUCACGCACUUCAUCUCUCAGGACAUUAGAGAGAAGACAUUAUUAUAGCACACUAGUAUUGUCAUCUGGUGUGCAUUCGGUAUAUACAUCAUUGCUAUCAUGUUGUUUUCAUGCUUUAUCUUGUACUGAGCAAAAUGAGAACUGCGCAGUUGAGCGAAACU
This is a messenger RNA of Somion occarium, 1488 nucleotides long. Lineage: Eukaryota; Fungi; Basidiomycota; Agaricomycetes; Polyporales; Cerrenaceae. The record is from the annotation of a GenBank genome assembly.